Messenger RNA from Daphnia pulicaria, 1401 nucleotides. Its product is annotated as macrophage mannose receptor 1-like. Bases 24 to 578 code for a protein of 184 amino acids. Gene Ontology annotation, molecular function: carbohydrate binding. The transcript has 5 exons. Gene Ontology annotation, biological process: biological process involved in interspecies interaction between organisms. Lineage: Eukaryota; Metazoa; Arthropoda; Branchiopoda; Diplostraca; Daphniidae. Gene Ontology annotation, cellular component: external side of plasma membrane. The record is from RefSeq and is a predicted model, not a curated record.
CAGCCACACUACAAAUCCCGAAAAUGAAAGUGUUUAGUUUACCAAGCCUUCUGGUCUGCAUCUUCGGUGUCAUCUUGUUCAACGCGAAAGGCAGUGAACAGUUCGCAGUGGGUGCUAGUCAAGAAUCUGAUGUUGCGCAAGGAGGCGAAAGAGCAGCCUGUGAGGGCAGUAUGGGUCCAGCCAAUAUGUGCCUGAAGGUAAAAAAAGUGUGUUACUGUUACGUGAAAACGCAGCUAUCUUGGCAAAAAGCAAACGAUUACUGUAAUACCUAUGACAUGAAGCUACUGAGCAUCGAAACGCAAUCUGUGCAAAAUGACGUUUCAGAUAUUUUGAUGCCUCUCGUAUUAGGCUAUCCUAUUUCAAAGCAGAUUGGAGUCUGGACGUCAGGAGCUUACAAUACUGGACAAAAGGGUUUCGCCUGGUUAGAGCCGUUCACUUUCGUCAACUGGUUUUAUGGUGAGCCCAAUACCGGCAUUUCUAACCCAUGUGUUCGUAUUGUCCCGGAAUCGAUGUCCGACGCUAAAUGGGCUACAUUGGAUUGCGACCAGUGGUUGCCAUUUAUUUGUGAGAAAAAUUAGACUUGUCAGCAUAGAAGCCCGAAUAAGAAAAGAAAACACGCAAAGCUUGUGUGAAACCACUUUUGAAAAAAAAGUGAUUGUUUCUAUACGCAAUGGUGGCUUUUUCUUAAAUUAUUGUCAUGUCAAAAGGUAAUACAACAGAAUGGAAAAGACUCAUUGAUUUUAUCUCCAUUUUUAAAGUGAGAAAAAAAAAUGGAUCUUAACAGACUGACUUGACUUCACAUCGACGUCAAUUUAGUUUAAAAAUCAAUGGUAACCAAUACAUCUCAGAAUUGGGUUGAAUGAAGACGACGGCAAAGGGGAUAACCAAAUAUGUAACAUAAUAAUUAUUUCUUGACUUGAAUCAAAAACAUUCCUACGCAGAUUUCAACUACAAGACUAAGACGUCUCAGACUAAUAAGGACAGAAAAAGAACGGUGAGAAAAAACAAGUUAAAGGUUGUUAAAGGUUUUAAAAUAAAAAAUAGGACUCGACCGUUUCCUGGGUGCGGCUAACUUGUUAAUUGGAAAAGAACUAUAAUCGUGGAGCUCAAGUCACGUGGAACUCAAGUCUUCUAGAAUGACCUUUCUAAUUAAAUAUAAAUAAAAUUUUGAUUUUGUUGCAAUAGCCUUCAUGGGGGCGGAGAGUUAUACGGCAAUUUCACAAUACCGGGUAUGAAAAUAUGGGCAAAUUAAUGAUAGUGGGCUCUAACACGACUUGCCCUUCGUCCUUGGAAGAUGCAAUGACAUAAGAAAGCUUCUUCUCCAAAAAAGAAAGUGGGCUUAUCAUAAACAACUUAAAAUAAGAAUCAUGACAAUGUAGCCUUGAGUAAUGGAUAGUAUGU